This is a messenger RNA of Sciurus carolinensis (gray squirrel), 2536 nucleotides long. RefSeq names its product calcium homeostasis modulator family member 2 (gene Calhm2). Bases 513 to 1484 code for a protein of 323 amino acids. NCBI's taxonomy places the organism in Eukaryota, Metazoa, Chordata, Mammalia, Rodentia, Sciuridae. The record is from RefSeq and is a predicted model, not a curated record. The transcript is spliced from 3 exons. Gene Ontology annotation, molecular function: monoatomic cation channel activity.
GCGGGGAUGCUCUUUUUCCAUUCGCUGAUGCGCGUGUCCCAUCCCACUGUUUUCCUUCUCUUUUCUGGAGUUAAAUUUGUCUGUAGAUGCUUGAGAUCUGCCUGUAGACGCCCAGAGUUAACUUGUCUGCAGACGCCAGUCCCAGGCCCUCUGGUCUCAAACUUCUAGCUCCCGCGCAGAAGCAAAGCAGGAGGGAGCCCCGGGCGGCCGGCAGAGACACUUUGGGUGCGGCAGCUGUCCUGCCAGCCGCCUGUCCUGGGGCCCAUGCCUGCCUCAAGUCUCCCACGCCUGCACCCCGACUCCGAGAGUCCUGCCCUGAGGAGGCCAAGGCCACCGGUGCUUGCAGCCAGCCCCAGGAAGCACACCGGCCACUGCAGCCAAUAAAAUGGUACAACCAUGCCCUGCCUCUGGGUGUCCUCGAGCCUGCACACCUUCCUAAUCCCACCUGGAACCAUCAGUCGGAUCCCCUUCUGCCUCCUCUGCUCCACUCUAUCUCCAGCCAACCCGUCACCAUGGCAGCCCUGAUUGCAGAGAACUUUCGCUUCCUGUCACUCUUCUUUAAGAGCAAGGAUGUGAUGAUUUUCAAUGGACUGGUAGCACUGGGCACAGUGGGCAGCCAGGAGCUGUUCUCCGUGGUGGCCUUCCACUGCCCCUGCUCACCAGCCCGGAACUACUUGUAUGGGCUGACAGCCAUCGGAGUGCCUGCUUUGGCACUGUUCCUCAUCGGUGUCAUCCUCAACAACCACACUUGGAACUUAGUUGCUGAGUGCCAGUAUCGGAGGACCAAGAACUGUUCAGCUGCCCCCAACUUCCUCCUUCUAAGUUCCAUCCUUGGCCGUGCAGCUGUGGCCCCCAUCACCUGGUCUGUCAUCUCCCUACUGCGAGGGGAGGCCUAUGUCUGUGCUCUCAGCGAAUUUGUGGAUCCCUCCUCACUCACAGCUGGGGAAGAGGGCUUCCCACUAGCCCAUGCCACCGAGAUCCUGGCCAGGUUCCCUUGUGGGGAGGGCCCUGCAAACCUGUCAGGCUUCCGGGAAGAGGUCAGCCGCAGGCUCAAGUAUGAGUCCCAGCUCUUUGGGUGGCUGCUCAUCGGUGUGGUGGCCAUUCUGGUGUUCCUGACCAAGUGCCUCAAGCAUUACUGCUCACCACUCAGCUACCGCCAGGAGGCCUACUGGGCACAGUACCGCACCAACGAAGACCAGCUGUUCCAGCGCACGGCAGAGGUGCACUCCCGGGUGCUCGCAGCCAACAAUGUGCGGCGUUUCUUUGGCUUUGUGGCACUCAACAAGGAUGAUGAGGAGCUGGUCGCCAAAUUCCCAGUGGAAGGCACACAGCCACGGCCACAGUGGAACGCCAUCACUGGUGUCUAUCUGUACCGUGAGAACCAGGGACUCCCGCUCUAUAGUCGCCUGCACAAGUGGGCCCAGGGUCUAGCUGGCAAUGGCACGGCCCCUGACAACGUGGAGAUGGCCUUGCUAGCCUCCUAAGAGCCUGCCUGCCUCACUCUUUGCAAAUGGUACCACUUGGUUCCAAACUGAACUCUACUGCCCCACUACGCACUCAAAUCAGUACCAGAAGGGAGUUUUUUUUUUUAAAAACCACAGCUUCUUGACCAAACAGGUCAGGGAAGAGGACACAUAUCCAGUGGACACUGUGGUCAGCUCUGAAAGGAGGGCUCUUAGGUCUGAAGCCUCUCUCCUGUUGCCAUUAGCCUACUGGUUUGUGGCUUUGUGGAAAAAAAGUCUUUUCCAGACUUGGUUCCUAAUUAAUGAUGACACAGGUUUUCUUUUGGCAGGUGGGACUCUGAGCUGAGAAGCCUCAGCCACAAGAGCCAGGUGACUGAAACUCCCUGCAGGCUCCUUGUAUAAUACAUUAUACAGUUAAUUUGUGCCUAACUGCAAAGGGACAUUUGGGCUCAGUGGUGCCCAGCUGGGAUGCUAUCCUCUGUUGUAUGCCUCUGGCAUGAUUUUAUAUAUUUAAAUUUUUAAUAAAUCUUUCUUACUAUAAAGGACUAACUCAGUAUCUGUGUGAUCAAAUGGGUAUGGUCACACACACAGGCCCAAAUCCCAUGCUCUGUGGGAGUGAAGGGGACAGAACUAAAAGGAAGCACAGGAGGGGAAGCAGUUUGGAAGGACCAGGUGGCCAAGCAGGGAUAGUGCUGGGACUGAAUUUUCGGUAACUGAAUUCAGUUUUCUGAUUUGAUCUGAGUCAGACAGGGUAUGGCCUUUCUCAGAGGGAAGCUCAGUUGGAAAUUUCCAAGAGUCAGAAGAUCCUGUCCUUGACAGGACAGAUGUAGCCCUGAAACUCAGUGGUAAUGUCCAAGAACCAGCCCUCCCUAACGUCUCCCUCCCAGUCUCACCCUGGUUACCUCCACCACCUGUAAAACCUUUUGAUGCUCUCCUUCAUCCCUGUCCUGCUUCCUGGCAUACAACUCCGUCAUUUCCCAGGGAAAAAGCUCUCAAGACAUUCAAGGCUCUGUCAGAGAAAACUUUUAAUUCCCUCAAGAGAGGGAGGGAGGGAAGGAAGGAAAAGAAAAGAA